This is a messenger RNA of Letharia lupina, 612 nucleotides long. RefSeq lists its product as uncharacterized. Lineage: Eukaryota; Fungi; Ascomycota; Lecanoromycetes; Lecanorales; Parmeliaceae. The transcript has a single exon. Bases 1 to 612 code for a protein of 203 amino acids. The record is from RefSeq and is a predicted model, not a curated record.
AUGGUCGUGUGCCCGGCCGCAGGUCUCUUUCAUUCAAGACCCAACGGGGCAUCAACUCAGAGUGACCACGGAAAGUCUACCAGGUCACUGAUCAAGAAUGACCUAGAAAAGGUUCUCCGAGCAUCGGUGAGCCAGAUUGGCUCCCUCGACGAGCGCGGCAAAGACCUAGGCUUAGCAUUGGUCUCCUUCGAACCUGGAGCGUUGCUCGUGCCCAUUCAAGCAGCAGCGGAGGUCCUUGAAGCAUUCUACAUCGAUAUCGCCGUCAAUGCUCACGGACCGUGGGCCAACAACGCUCCGCGAAUCUGGAUCAGAAUGACAACUGGAACGAUCGGGCUCCUCAUGACUGCGGCAGAAGGAACUACCAUCCCCUGGGAUUUCGUUACAUGGUUUGCACUGCAGAUGCUGAGAUACACUGAGCGUGGUUAUACUGGCCUGUAUACUGCAAAUUUUGUCAAUCCGAUUGUGGGCAACGCUAUUUGGGUCACUUUGUAUCAGUGCGCGAUUGGACCACUCACAGAUUCAGCCGGUGUCGGUGCAUCGGCAAAGGUAGCUUCUUGCCUGAAUGCAAAGGCUCAGGCUUGGCUUCCCACGAAAGGAACACCCACGCGUUAG